Molecule: messenger RNA, 8724 nt
Organism: Sardina pilchardus (European sardine)
Lineage: Eukaryota; Metazoa; Chordata; Actinopteri; Clupeiformes; Clupeidae
Gene: arid1b
Product: AT-rich interactive domain 1B
Exons: 22
Coding region: 107-7288 (2393 amino acids)
Biological process (GO): positive regulation of DNA-templated transcription; chromatin remodeling; regulation of transcription by RNA polymerase II
Cellular component (GO): SWI/SNF complex; nBAF complex; brahma complex
Molecular function (GO): DNA binding; nucleosome binding
Source: RefSeq, a predicted model, not a curated record
GGGGCUGUGUUUGGGGCAGGAGAUGGGGGCAGCGCUACCCCUAUGAAUAAUGUAGAUCGUUUUCAUCAUGAGCUGAACAUAACAAGCAUAGCUAGCUCGCGCCUCUAUGGGCAACAAUUCGGAUCCACGAGAGAAGGAAUAUGGAAAUAAAUCUAUAUCGUCUUCAAAUCCGAAAGUGACUUCGAGCAUGGAGACAGGUUUGCUAGCGAAUCAUAAACUGAAAAAUGUUGGUGGCGGAGAUCCCCCUCCUUCGUCUCACCACCACACACCUCCACAGCAACAGUCGCAACCAUUCAAUCAAUUCCAACAGCAUCACCAACGUCAAAUUCAAAACAACAACAUUAGCAACCAGCAAUCAGCGCAAGGAGACUUCGGGAAUCGUCAACAUGGAGGAAAAGAGAAUAUUUUGGGGGACCAAACCGAACGCCAUCAGCAAUUACUGAAUAAAAGUGAAGAGGAGGACCGAUCCUGUAAAACGGGUGAUCGGAUGGGCAGCAGGUACGACCACAGCAACUUGGGACCAACGAAUAACAACAUCAACCAGUCCCAAAGUGGGAACACUACGGUUUCUGAGUUUAAUAAUUAUUAUGGGAAUGGAAGAGGAGGGCCUUGCUUUGAUCAACAUGGCGGACAACAAAGCCCUGGGACGGGGAUAAUGCAUUCGGCACAAAACAGCAUGGAUCAAGUACAAAACUCUCACGAAGGGUAUCAUAAUAACCCCUACAACCACUAUCCGAAUUACAGACCUGGCUAUGGUGGCACUGGAUAUGGUAUGAUGAGCCCCUCACGGCAGGGGAACAACAUGAUGGGCCCAGGUGGUAAUACGACUUCAGCUAGUCAUGGAAAAGCUGCCAUGGCUACAGCCUCGGCUUCUGGUGGUGGAAAUGUCGGGGGUUUUCAGCGAUUUCCUGGACAAAAUCAACAGCACCCGUCGGGAGCUACCCCUACUUUGAACCAGUUACUGACAUCUCCAAGUCCUAUGAUGCGAGGAUAUGGCAGUGGCUAUCAAGAUUACAAUAAUCCCUCUGCACAACAACAACAAUCAAGCAUGGGCUUGAGCAAAGAAAUGAGCUCUCAAUAUGCCCAAACUUCUCAUGGUUGGGGAGGACAACAAAGAAAUCAUCCAGCAAUGAGCCCUGGGAACAACGGUCACGGUGGCAACAGAGCUCAGGUGACGCCCAUGGACGCCAUGGCGAUGAAGCGCUCACAGCUGUACAGCAUGGGGAACAGUCCCUACGCCCAGCAGCAGCCCGGUGGGGCCUACCCAGGCCAGCCAUACGGAUCGCCCGGACCGCACCGCUAUCCAAUGGGAAUGCAGGGGCGGGGCCAAGUGCCCAUGGGAGGCAUGCAAUACCCUCCACAGCAGCAGAUAUCGGCGCAGUAUGGGCAGCAGAGCAUGGCUGGAUACGGCCAGCAGGGCCAGCCUCCAUAUUUCAGCCCAUCUCAACAACAGUUACAGCAACAACAGCAGCAGCAACAGCAACAACAGCAGCAGCAGCAGCAGCAACAACAACAACAACAACAACAACAACAGCAACAACAACAACAACAACCGCAGCCACCUACGUCUGCCCCCACACAACCCCCGUACAUGCAGUCCAGACCGACACCUCAGCAACAGGACACUCCACAGGAGGGCUACAGCAGCAGGGGCCAGUCGACGACGAUGACUCCAGGGAAGCCCAACCACGAUGAGAUGGGCCCCAACCAGCAGGACCGACCCUCCAGCCUCCCCGUGAGUCUCCUACUCUCAGCAGGAACAGGCCGGUCGCAGGGGGUCAUAGCAGAUCUUGAGGACCUGUCGGGCUCCAUCGAUGACCUGCCGACGGGCACGGACGCCGGCCUGAGCUCGGCGGUCAGCGUCUCGGGCUCCACCAGUAGCCAGGGCGAGCAGAGCAACCCGGCGCGGUCGCCCUUCUCGCCGCACGCCUCGCCGCGGCUCUCCAGCCUGCGCAGCGGGCCCUCGCCCUCCCCCGUGGGCUCGCCGGUGGGCUCCAGCCAGUCGCGCUCCGGGCCCAUCUCCCCGGCCAGCGGGCCAGGCACUCAGAUGGCCCCGCAGACCCCUGGAAAUAUGUCAGAUGUGGGCUCUCAUUCCACUCUGAGUCAGUCACCCAUGUCUCAGGACAGAGGUUUUCCUCCCAGCAUGCAGCGGGGUGCCCCAGGGCCCCAGUUUGGUGCCCAGCAGCAGCAGCAGGCACAACAGCAGCAGCAGGCACAACAGCAGCAGCAGGCGCAACAGCAGCAGGCGCAACAGCAGCAGGCGCAACAGCAGCAGCAGCAGCAGCAGCAGCCUGGCGGACCCUCCAUGUCCCCACACCCCUCUCCAGCCGGCCCCAUGCACCACGGCAUGGGCCCCUACCCCCACCAGGGCGGCCCGCCCUACGGCCCCCAGACUGGGCAGUACGGCCCCUCAGGUAAUUACCAACGGCCACCCAACUAUGGAGGCACCCCCGGUGCCAACUACAGUGGCCCCAGUCCUGGCAUGGGCAACAGCCUGGGCAUGAACGCCAGCAGCCCCAUGCACGGGCAAGGCCCAGGGCAGCACUGUGGUUCCGUCCCCGCUGGGAGAGGGCCAGGGCAGACCACAGGCGGGCGCCCCUACCCAGGCAGCAACAACGCCAACAACAUGGCGCCCACAUCGCCCAGCAUACCACAGCCGGCAGGACCGGGCAUGGGUCCACCCCUGCCGGGGGUCGGUCGGAAACCCCCGGAACCCGGAGCAGGGGGCAUCCAGGGCUCCCCCUCAGUCGGACAGACCAGAGGCUGUUCUACCCCAUCUAGGCCUCCAUUCGCCAGAUCUCCGGUCUACCCCAGUCAGCCUGGGCCAGGGGGUCGACCCGGGCCCCUCUCAUCGCCCCAUUCCCACCAACAACAUCCCCAUCCUCACCCGUCCCACCCUCACCCGUCCCAUCCUCACCCGUCCCAUCCUCACCCGUCCCAUCCUCACCCCCACCCCCAUCCACACCCCCACCCCCACUCUCAUCCCCACCCCCAUCCCCAUCCCCACCAUCCUCACUUCAGCGGCCCCCCCACCCAGCCCCAGCCCCAGCCCCAGCAGCCUCCUCCCCUGGGGCCUCAGGCUGAGCAGUACGGGCCGGGUGGCUAUCCUGGCAUGCCUCCUAUGGGCCCAGGCGCCGCUUUCAAUCAGCCGCCAGCUAGCGGCUCCGGUAGGAUGACUCCUCAAGGGCCUCCAUACAACACCCCGCCGCCAGGCCCUAUGCCCAUGCAAGGUGACGGCCCAGUGUCCGCAAAUGCUAAGCAGAGGGUGGAUCCUAAAGACGGGGGUGUGGUUCCCUCUGAGCCUCCCAAACCCAAGGACAGCUACAGCUCUCAGUGUCUGUCCCAGCCCCCCACCCCCUCCCCUCUGUCCCCCAGUCCUGCUAGUCUGUCCUCCUAUCACGGCGAGGAUAGCGAUAGCAUUAGCAGCCCUGCCUGGCCAAAGACCCCCACCAGCCCUAAGCACAGUUCGGCCACCAUGACCAACGAGAAGAUCACUCGUCUGUACGAGAUGGGCGCGGAGCCGGAGAGGCGGGCCUGGGUGGACCGCUACCUCUCCUUCAUGGACGAGAGGGGCACACCGGUGCCCCUCCUGCCCGCUGUGGGCAAGAAGGCUCUGGACCUGUUCCACCUGUAUGUGUGUGUGCGCGAGAUUGGAGGCCUGGCUUUGGUGAGCAAGAACAAGAAGUGGCGGGAGCUGUCCACCCGCCUCAACGUGGGCACGUCCAGCAGCUCGGCCUCCUCCCUGAAGAAGCAGUACAUCCAGUACCUCUUCGCCUACGAGUGCAAGGUGGAGCGCGGGGAGGAACCUCCGCCAGAACCGCAGCAGCAGCAACCACCACAGGCGCGGAUCCAGCCACCGUCACCUGCCAACUCGGGCUCCCUGCAGGGCCCACAGACCCCCCAGUCUACAGGCAGCAACUCCAUGACGGAGACCCUGGGCGACCUGAAGCCCCCCAGCCGAGCCACCACCCCUCACGGUCCCCUGACCCCACAGCAAGGCAGCAGGACUGGGGGCGUGAGCGUGCAGGACCCUUUCUCGGAGGGCAGCGACCCGGCGUUCCAGAAGCGUGGCCCUGUGCCCCCUGGCGCCCCCUACCAGCAGGGCGCAGGCAGUGACGCAGCCAUGAGGAUGGGCUUCGAUGGCAACAAGGACCCGUACGGCGGGCCCAGGAAAGGUGGCAGUGAGCCCUUUAUGCCAGGCCAGAUGCCAGGCAGUGGCAUGCAGGAGAUGUACCCCCACGGACCAGCAGCGGGGAUGGGCAUGGGCCCCCGGCCACAGUACCCCUACGGCCCUGGUUUUGACAGGAGAGGUUCGAUUGAUGACGUGAAAAGCUCACUGAGUCCUGUGUCCAUCAGACCUGAUCAUGUUAUGGGGCCAGAUGGAAGCAUUGUGCCCCCUGGAGGCCAGAACAACAAUGAUCCCAACAUGUUCCCUGGCAACAGAUACCCUGCACACCAGAGGCAUGGGCCUGAUGGCUAUGGGCAACAGUACCCACAUGGAAUGCCGUACGGACCACAUGGAAUGUAUCCACAGCAGCAGGGCUACAAGCGUCCUGGUGAGGGGAUGUACGGCCCCCCAGCGAAGCGUCACGAUGGAGGCGAGGGCUACAGUGCGCAGUACGGCGGUCAGCAGCCCGAGAUGUACGGGCAGUACGGCGCGGGCUACAUGGGGCCGGAGAGGCGCGCGGCCAUGCAGGGCCAGUACCCGCCGUACCCCUACGCCCGCCAGGGCCCCCCUCAGCACGGCAUGAUGAGCGGCGCCGCCCCCUCGGUAGCCUCGGGCCCUGCCGCAGGCCCCCAGGGCAACAUGUGGCACCCCAGGACUGACAUGGGCUACCCCUACCCGGGCCGCCAGGGCCAGGGGCCGCCCUUCCCGGGCAUGGGUCGCGCAGGAGAGGACGUGGACGGACGAGGGCCCGGUCCGGAUGGCGUGUGGCCCGGGCAUCCCAGCCAACGGCAGUCCCCUUACCCGCAGCCCUCCUCCUCCUCCGCGGUGUCCUCCGCAGGGCCCAUGCCGGUCAUGACCAAUCGGCAGCCCCCGUCCUCCUUCCAGUCCCCGCCCCCCAUGCCCAAUCACAUCUCCCGUGCGCCCAGUCCGGCUCCGUUCCCCCGGCCCAUGGCCGGCGGCGCCAUGUCCCCGAACAAGGCCCACUUCAUGGCCUCCAUGAAGAUGCAGAAGCCCGGGAUGCCCUCGUCCAUGCCGGGCGCCCCGAGCGGGGGCAUGCCCAGCCAGGUGAUGCCCCCCAUCCACCGGGAGAUCAGCUUUCCCCCUGGAUCAGUGGAGGCCACCCAGCCCAUGCUGAAACCAAGACGCAGGUUCACAGCAAAGGAUAUCGGCACUCCGGAGGCGUGGCGGGUGAUGAUGUCCCUGAAAUCCGGGCUGCUGGCCGAAAGCACCUGGGCUCUGGACACCAUCAACAUCCUACUGUACGACGACAACACUGUGGGCUCCUUCACCCUCACCCAGUUGCCUGGUUUCCUGGAGCUGAUCGUGGAGUACUUCAGAAGGUGCCUGAUUGAAAUCUUUGGGAUCCUGGAGGAGUAUGAGAUUGGCACUGAAGGCCAGAAAACCCUCCUGGGCCCACUUCCUGUUUCCACGGAGGAGGAAGCCGCCACCCCCGAACCCGAGAGCCAGUCACCACCUGAGGAUGUCGAGGAGAAGAAACCAGAGGCGGAAACAGAAGUGCCCUCUGUCUGCAACUCGGAUGAAGUCGUCGCCGUUCCUGCGGAGAAGAAGGAGGAAGAGGAGAAGACGACGUCUGAAGAAGUGGUGGUGGUGAAGGAGGAAGCUCAGGAGGUCGAGCAAGGGGACGAGGCUGCUCAAGAGCCCCCGCCCAAGCAGGCCAGCAAGUACGACCGCCUGCCCGUGAAGGUGGAGGAGCGGGAGAAGGAGGAGGACCAGGUGGAGGACCGCUCGGAGCUGCUGGGCCAGGUCACCGCGUUCACCAGCGGCCUGCUGCACUGGGAGGCAGGCGGGGGAGACUCCACCAAGCACAUCCAGACCCACUUUGAGCUGCGGACCGAGGUGACCGGAAGCGACGCCACAGCCCAGGGGCCCAAGCCCAAGCCCGGAGGGACCGGUCCGAGUGACGACGCGCAGGAGAAGGAGAGGAGCGUGACCGCCACCAUAGACGAAGUUCUGGGCUCGUGGGCCGCGGAGGGGGCCGACGGAGACAUCGCCGCGUUCCCGAUGUUCUCGUUCGCCGACCGGCCGAGGCUGGGCAACCUGAUGGUGAUCGAGGACGAGCCCCGCUCGUGGGACGAGGCGCCGCUCUCGACGGCCGAGCCCUGGCAGGACGCCCUGGCGCGCCGCUGCGUCUGCGUGUCCAACAUCGUGCGCGGGCUCUCCUUCGUGCCGGGCAACGACGCCGAGAUGUCCAAACACCCGGGCCUGGUGCUGCUCCUGGGCCGGCUGGUGCUGCUGCAGCACGAGCACCCCGAGAGGAAGAGGACCACCACGUCGGCCAUGUUGGCGGCGGCGACGGCGGCGGCGGCGGCGGCCACGUCGCCCGGGUACCAGUGCGAGGAGGAGGAGCGCGGCCGGGCCUGCAGCAAGGACGAGUGGUGGUGGGACUGCCUGUGGGCGCUGCGCGAGAACACGCUGGUCACGCUGGCCAACAUGGCGGGCCAGCUGGACCUGUCGCUCUACCCGGAGAGCAUCUGCCUGCCCGUCCUGGACGGCCUGCUCCACUGGAUGGUGUGCCCGUCGGCCGAGGCGCAGGACCCCUUCUGCUCGGCGGGCGCGCUCUCGGGCGCGCUGACGCCGCAGCGGCUGGCGCUGGAGUGCCUGUGCAAGCUGAGCAUCCAGGACGCCAACGUGGACCUGCUGCUGGCCACGCCGCCGCUCGGCCGGCACGAGCGGCUGUUCGCGGCGCUGGUGCGCCACGUGGGCGAGCGGCGCAGCCAGGUGUGCCGCGAGAUGGCGGUGGCGGCGCUGGCCAACCUGGCGCAGGGCGACCCCGGGGCGGCGCGCGGCGUGGCCCUGCAGAAGGGCGCGGUGCCCGCCCUGGUGGGCUUCCUGGAGGACAGCGUGGCCAUGGCGCAGUACCAGCAGGCCCCGCACAGCCUGCUGCACGCCGGCCAGCCGCCGCCGCACCCCGAGCCGCCCAGCGUCAACAUGAUGUGCCGCGCCGCCAAGGCCCUGCUGGCGCUCGCCCAGGUGGAGGAGAACCGGGCCGAGUUCGUGCUGUACGAGAGCCGGCUGCUCGACAUCUCGCUGUCGUCCGUGCUGAACUCGAGCGUGGCCGGCGUCAUGUGCGAGGUACUGUUCAAGCUCGGCCGCUCGUGACCGACGGCGGCGGUUGCCGAUGGGGUGUAAAGAUCGCAGCGUCUCGCAGAUGGGGAAUGGGAUUAUAUUUUUAUUUAAAGAGAAGGAACGCGCAAAACAAAUUGUUUUUACAUACAAAUGAAUAUAUAGAGAAUAUAUAUAGCUCUUUGCCCCAUUCACAAUCUUCAUUUGGGAUUUUUAAAAAUAAUAAUAAUUUUAAUACAGAUAUUUAAUACUUGGUGUUUUAUUUCUUUUUCUAUUCUUUUCUAUGUGUUUGUGUUUUGCUUUUGUUUCUUUUUUUUUUCAUUUGUUUUAACCAAAGUUGGAUGAUAGGUCUGGUAGUUUGAGGGUAUUUUGCUCUUUAAAUGUUUUAUAAUUGUGGCUGUUAUUUUUCUGUGGGGCUUUUGUUUGUCUGUUUUUGGGGAUGCAGAUUUAUUUAAAUUGUAAGACAUGUUGUAGAUAGAAACUCUUGCCAUGUGUUUUAAGACAAAGAAGAAAAAAAAGAAAAAAAAACUCAAGAUAUACAUGUAUCCAGUUCAGAGGGGGAAUACGCAUUGUGCAAUAGGAUGCAGUCUGGCUUGUUGGAGGGAGAGGGGUAAAUCUAAUGUGAAUUAAUAUUUUAUUGACCACAGGCAAUAUUUUAAAACAUUUUGACCACCAGUAUUGUACUGUAGAGCCGUACCAGUAUAAGAGCAAGGGUUUUUCUUCUAUUUUUUAUUUUUUUUCCCCAAAGCGAUGGUGUUCUUGCCAGACUCACUCGCUUCCCUGUAAUACGCAUGAUCACAGACAGCCGGCUGAACAAGUGACCGUCUCUCUCUCCGUCUCGGUGGCCCUCCCCGUUGCCCCUGCUCCAUCCUACAGUACCCACGAGCCCCUUUGUAAAUAUGAUUUUUUUGGACAUGCAGCAGGGGCCCUUUUAAUGGUUAUGUUUGUCCUUUUUUUAAUCUCUAAGAGACGUGGUAUAACACAAGUGAUGACUUGAUGAAUUGAUUAUAAUGGUUAUUAUUACUAUACUGAUCGGUCACUGAGCAUUUUUGGUGACUUCUCUUGGGGUGAAGGGGGGGGGGGGGGGAGUUGCCUCUUCACCUCCCCUGUUGCUGUUACACCAUGACAUGUUAACAGGUGUGAAUGGCAACCUCCGUCAAGAAGGCUGUUUUUGUGUUUGUUUGUUUUUAUUUUGUUAAUUUGUUUUGUAAACCAAUGGCAGACCGUUUAAAAAAGAAAAAGAAAAAAAAAUGUCAAGGUGAUAUUUUAUUCUGGAUGGACUCCUGACCGGUGGUCCAGAAUGCUGUUGAUGCAGAGAAACAAUAGCAGAAUGACUUCAACAUGCAAAUUCCCACAAAUGUAAAGUCUAUGUAAACUCUUUCUCCAUUUGAUUUGAAGACCAUUGUUUAUUCAGUAUAAAGUCUUUAUACUACAUGUUCCACAUGUUAAAAAGUAAAUGUACAUGAAAUCUG